Bactrocera oleae (olive fruit fly) is the source of this 1136-nucleotide messenger RNA. RefSeq names its product Dynein axonemal assembly factor 4 (gene Dnaaf4). The record is from RefSeq and is a predicted model, not a curated record. Lineage: Eukaryota; Metazoa; Arthropoda; Insecta; Diptera; Tephritidae. Gene Ontology annotation, biological process: outer dynein arm assembly; inner dynein arm assembly; cilium movement.
GUAAGAAAAGGUAAAUAAAUAUUGAUAUUGAUACAAUAUUUUGAUGUAUAAAACAAACACGGAAGUCAAAAACAAAUCCAAAUCGAGCGACAGCAAUCAAUGAAAAUACAAUUUUUAUUCACUUCGAUUUCGCCUAGAUCAGACAGAGGUCAACAUUUGUUGAGACAACAGAAAAAUAACUUUGCGGUCUAUACACAGUUGCCUAUAAACCAACAGCCAUGGUGCAAGUAACACAAACCGAAGAAGAUAUCAAAAUAAUUAUCGAAUUGAAUCGGCUCAUAACGCGCAAACCGGAUGUGAUCCUAUUGCCACAAUAUAUCAAAUUCAAUAAUCCACCAAUAUUUUUCGAACGCCAUCUGGUGCACGAGAUCGACGAGGUAACCAGUUUUUGUCGCAUUUUCAAGAAUGAAGCGCGUAUUGUGCUCGUUAAAAAGCAGAAAGGCAUCUGGCCAGAAGUUUUUCAAAAGCUCUCCAAAGACGAAUUGAAGCAAAAACGUUUAGAAAUUUCCGAUUUAAUUGUAGAGCGUAAUAAAGAGCGUGAUAAGCUAGUUGUUGAGCGGUUUGAGCAAAAGCGGCGUACGGAAAUCGACAAAGAGGUAAAACGCGAAACGGCAAUGAGAGAGCGCGUCAAGCAGUUUCAGGAGAAUGCGCGUCGUGAAGCGUUAAUGGUAGGUGUUCGUAAGGAAACACAUUCGAAAUCACAGGCAACACCUCAAAUGUCAACACCGUCGGCAACCAUCAACAACACCAACAUAACGGGACAGCGUAUUGGCACGCCAGUGGUGCGACCCUGGGCAAGCAUGCGAAGUGGUGGCAAAAUAAACGUAAGCUUUUCCAAAUUUACAUGGAGCACACCGAAACGAGAGUCACAGGAGGGCAUACCGCGACCAUUCGCCAUACACGACAUGCAAACUAGUAACGAGCUGCAGGAGAGUCAAGAACAGUGCAAUGUGAAUGACUUGAAUGCAACAGAUUGAACGCGAAAGACAAUUUGAUAUAGUGUAGAUUUGCUGUCGUUAAAUCUAAAAAAAAUAUAAAAGUAUAUACAUACAUGUAUGUAUGAGGAAAUAAUUUAUGGACUGUCGGCAUGUGAUUUUUAAAUAAAUUAAUAAAUAAUUCUAGAGACGUUGUUUUAA